AUCAGUAGUGACGCUCGUCCCGUUGCCAUCGCAUCUCACAUCACCGAUAGAUCGUGAACAAACAUCGCUUAUAAGGGCGAACACAAGUUUUGAGAAUGGGUUUUCUCAACUGGGCAGUGAUUGGAGUUGCUCUUUUAGCGACGGCACAGUCAAGUGGAUAUGGCGGUCACAGUGGCGGCUAUGGUGGCGGCUAUGGUGGCGGCUAUGGCGGCGGUUACGGAAGAUACGGAGGAGGAUAUGGUGGCUACGGAGGUCAUGGCGGAGGAUAUGGAGGCUACGGAGGUUAUGGCGGAGGAUAUGGAGGCUACGGAGGUCACGGAGGUGGAUAUGGCGGUUACGGUCACAGCAGUCCACUAAUUAUAUAUUUGAAGGGCAGCAGUACGAAGAGCGAUACCCACACAAAAAGCAAAGGUUACAUACAUCAACUUAUUUCCCAACACCACUACUACCCACACUAUGGCGGCUAUGGCGGCGGCUAUGGCGGCUACGGCGGCUACGGCGGCGGCUAUGGCGGCUAUGGCGGCGGCUACGGUGGAGGCUACGGGGGCGGCUACGGCGGCGGCUACGGUGGCCGCUACGGUGGCGGCUAUGGCGGAGGCUAUGGCGGCGGCGGCGGCAGGUAUGGUAACCGUGGAUAUGGCAACAGUGGAUAUGGCAACUCCGGCUACGGCAACUCUGGAAAUGGCAACAGUGGAUAUGGCAAUGGAAACACGGGUUAUGGAGGCGUUAACAGCGGCAAUUCUGGAUACGGAAAUGUUAACACGGGUUCCGGAGGUACAACUGGCAAUACUGGUUAUGGCAAUUCCAACACAGGUUAUGGUAACACAAACACUGGCAACACUGGGUAUGCAAGCUCUGGACAGAAUACCUAUAGCAAUACUGGCAACACAGGUUUUAACAACGCAGGCGAUACAGGUUACAGCAACACCGGCAACACUGGAUAUAACAACAUUGGCAACACCGGCAACACUGGAUAUAACAACAUUGGCAACACCGGCAACACUGGUUACAGCAACACCGGCAACACUGGUUACGGCAACACCGGCAACACUGGUUCCAACAACAUUGGCAACACUGGUUACGGCAACACCGGCAACACUGGUUACGGCAACAAUGGUAACAACAAUGUGGGCUAUACUGGCUAAAAAUAGAUGUGAAGGAGCGAGUUGUCGUGCUAGCAAGAUACACAGACGUUCGCUAAAUAAUGUGAUAAUAUGGGUUUCAACAAAACUCCACGCAGAUGUGCAUUUGUUAAUGUUUUAGUAGUUAAUUUAAAGACAUCAUAAAGGUUUACAGAUUAGCUUUCUGUAUUUUUGUAAUGAUGAUUGUUGAGGUAAAAGUAAGGUGUCUGCAAUCGUUUCAAUGUUGAUAAUGUAGAAAUCCUCCUUUUUUACUUAUGAAGCAGUUUGAUGUUUAAAAGUUGUUUGUUCUAUGUAUGGAAAGCUAACAACGCUACACUAGUAUAAAGGCUUCUGAUGGUAUUUACUGUUAAACCUCGUUAGCCACCGUUUUGUUGAACAUUUGUACAUAAUUGCACUUAGUUGAAAAUUGUUUGUUGUAUACUAAGUGUUGUUAUCACGCGCAUGUAAAGCAUAAGCGUAAAAUCAUUUACAUGUUGUGCCAGUAUUGUUCAUGUUGUUUUAUCAGUAACAUAAAAUAGAUAAACAUUUUAUAACU
Molecule: messenger RNA, 1677 nt
Organism: Priapulus caudatus
Lineage: Eukaryota; Metazoa; Priapulida; Priapulimorpha; Priapulimorphida; Priapulidae
Product: glycine-rich protein DOT1-like
Exons: 3
Coding region: 96-1145 (349 amino acids)
Source: RefSeq, a predicted model, not a curated record